UGCUCUUCCCUUCCAUCGCCGCUCAUGUGUUUUUGCCAGGAAAGCAAAAAUUCCCGAGAGUGGAGUCCAAAGAGUUUAGAAACACAGCGGAAGUGUUACCCCUCAGGAGUGUGUGUGUGUGAGUGUGUGUGUUUGAGAGAGAGAGAGAGAGAGAGAGAGAGAGAGAGAGAGAGAGAGAGAGAGAGAGAGACUUCAGGUUGCAUGAUGUGGGCUCGGUUGCUGGUUGGGGUCGGGGUCGGGGGUUCCGGGCUCGGGCUGCGGGCUUCCAGGGACGGUGUGCUGCGGGUCGCUGGAGCUGGAUGUGCGGGGAGGCAGCAGCAGCAGAGGCAGGCGUCAAGUGCGGAGGCUGCCUUGAAGAAAACCCCGCUGUUUGACUUCCACAGGGAGCAGGGGGGAAAGAUGGUGGAGUUUGCGGGCUGGAGUAUGCCUGUCCAGUAUAAAGACAGUCACAUCGCCACGCACAUGCACACCAGAGAGCACUGCUCCAUUUUCGACGUCAGCCACAUGCUGCAGACCAAAGUCCAUGGCAAAGACAGGGUGAAGUUCAUGGAGUCUCUAGUAGUUGCAGAUAUUGCAGAACUCAAGGACAACCAGGGUACACUGACUCUAUUCACCAAUGAGAAAGGAGGAAUUAUUGAUGACCUCAUAGUGACAAGGACUGACCAGGGCUACCUCUAUGUCGUCUCCAACGCUGGCUGUGCUGACAAGGACUCGGCUCGUAUGAAGGCCAGACUGGCAGAGUACAAAGCUGCAGGGUUUGAUGUGGAUUUGGAAUUCCUUGAUGAAGCGCUGAUUGCUGUGCAAGGUCCAUCCAUGUCUCAGGUGCUCCAGGAGGGACUGAAGGAAGACCUCAGUAAGCUGACCUUCAUGACCUCCGCCUUGGCCACUGUCUUUGGUGUUCCUGGUUGCAGGGUCACCCGCUGCGGAUACACUGGAGAGGACGGGGUGGAGAUCUCCGUCCCACAGUCCAGAGUGGUGGAGCUGACAGAGAAGCUGUUGGCUAACGGUGAGGUGAAGCUGGCUGGUUUGGGCGCCAGGGACAGUCUGCGGCUGGAGGCAGGGCUUUGUCUCUAUGGCAACGACAUAGAUGAGACCACCACGCCUGUGGAGGCCACCCUAGUCUGGACCAUAGGAAAGCGUCGGCGUCAGACCAAGGAUUUCCCCGGCGCUGACAUCAUCGUACCUCAGAUAAAAGCCAAGACAGCCAGGAAGAGAGUCGGUCUGGUCUCCACCGGCCCCCCCGUCAGACAACACACACCCAUACUUGGGCCUGAUGGAAAGGUCAUAGGUGAAGUGACCAGCGGCUGUCCCUCUCCCUGCCUGAAAAAGAACGUCGCCAUGGGUUACGUGGAUGCGGCAUUCGCUAAGAACGGAACAGCCAUCCAGGUCGAGGUCAGGAAAAAAGCAGUGCCCGCCAUCGUCAGCAAGAUGCCCUUCGUCCCCACCAACUAUUAUUCUGGAUAGGAGGGACACACACACACACACACACACACACACACACACACACACACACACAAACACACGGUACAUACACUUAAACUGGACCAUUCCUUCACUCUGUCCCACAAAUGCUGCCCUCUUCUGUUUAUCUCCAGCUAUGCAGUUCAUUGAGAGAAAAUAUUACAAAUAUAUAUAUAAUACAGUGUGUGUGCUGGUCUAAUGUGAUUAGUCACUUUCAUAGUGAAGCACAUUAAAUGAAUAAGAGUUUGUAUUAGAGACACUAAAGAAGAAACGCAUGGUACAGUUCCUUAGUAUACACAUAGAUUUUGUGGAGAACAUUUUAAACUGGAGGCUAUCACUCUGCAGACAGCAUGCUACUGUUCUUGUGUGUGUUUAAGCAACGCACUGUCCAGUAACUAAGUGGAGUCUGAGAAUGUAUGUAUGAUAGUAUGGGCAUAGAUGCUCUGGUAACAAAGUUUUUUAAUUUUUUUUUUUUUAAUAAGUGGAUAGCAGGUUAAACUGAACCAGCAGUGAGACUGUGUGGAUCCAAUACACAAGUAUUUAAUUAACUUCUUGUUUUAGAAUAUAGGUUUUGCUAAUGAAACAUGACAGCAUUUACUUUGUCAUCGCUGGACCAAAACAAAGAGAUUCCAAAUGGUUCUUUUGAUGUUAUUUCACUACAUGUCUGCAGUUUUUCUUUCAAAUACCACAGAGCCAAAUGUCCAUUCAUUUUAUUGUUAGUUGUAAACAGCUUAGUGAAGGGAGGUCAAACAGGACCAGCUCAUAAUCCUUCCAACACAAAACCCCCACCUGAAAUAUGCCAAUUAACAUAAACCUGCCAGUUCAGUUUGUGGAAUUAGCAUUUUUUGUGUUAAUUAGCAGAUGUUCUCAUCAAGUUCCUGUUUGGAGGGAUUUUGAGGGAGUUCUGGUUCGCUCUGUUGAUAUGGUCGAUAACCUGACCAGAUUGUUUCUCAGACUGUCUAUAAUGUAAUAAUAUAUUAAACCAGAGGGAGAAAUGUACACUACAUAAGUUAGAAUGAUAACCUAACUUGAAAAUAGGUUCAUUGUCAUUAUGUCUGUUCUGUCUGGCAACUAAUGAAAUUUAAUUUCUGUAUUAAACUAGAACAUUGUCUUUGGACUGUCUGUGCAGCUCUGAAUGUCUUGUUUCAUGAAAAUAAUAACAUGCUUAAUAAUACUACUGAUUUAUAGGUUGUCAGUUUUUGCCAACUCUGUCUUGAAGGUGCACUUUGUGUGUCACUGUGGAUUUUAAUCUGUAACUGAGUUUUCAUGUACAUUUAAAAUAACAUUGUUCAUUUGAUUAGAAAAUAUUUUCUUUAUUAAAGACAAUUUCAUUUUC
Dicentrarchus labrax (European seabass) is the source of this 2797-nucleotide messenger RNA. It is a transcript of the gene amt, whose product is annotated as aminomethyltransferase. The record is from RefSeq and is a predicted model, not a curated record. The transcript has 9 exons. Gene Ontology annotation, cellular component: mitochondrion. Gene Ontology annotation, biological process: glycine catabolic process. The coding region runs from base 25 to 1464 and encodes 479 amino acids. Gene Ontology annotation, molecular function: protein binding; aminomethyltransferase activity. Lineage: Eukaryota; Metazoa; Chordata; Actinopteri; Moronidae.